Messenger RNA from Gigantopelta aegis, 2135 nucleotides. RefSeq lists its product as uncharacterized. Lineage: Eukaryota; Metazoa; Mollusca; Gastropoda; Neomphalida; Peltospiridae. Bases 99 to 1454 code for a protein of 451 amino acids. Gene Ontology annotation, biological process: lipid homeostasis. The transcript is spliced from 2 exons. Gene Ontology annotation, cellular component: endoplasmic reticulum. The record is from RefSeq and is a predicted model, not a curated record.
UUGGCCGGGGAACUGGUCGUGGUUAACGUAUGGCGACCUGUCUCUUUAACCAGGACCCAGUGAGGUUUUAAAAGACAGAAAUUUCGUCUUAGUAUGCAAUGUUUGUUAGAGACAAUCUGUUAGCGAUUUCCAGCACGAUCAAUGCCUGUACGCUGACAUAUAUCGUGGGAUGUCGUCUCAUGGAAUUUCUUUCAAAGAGGUACCAAGAAAAAUUCAAAUGUGUCAAGCAUUUGACGGAAUUACACACUCGAAAACCUUGGUUGGCGGGAAAAGUACUGACGGAACAGCUGCUGCUGGUUAUUCUCUGCAUUCUGUCCGUCACUGCACUCGGCACAUCGUCUGCUGCGGAACUUCCUUUCGUUGGGACAGACGGCCAAGCCCUCGAGUUCGUUCCUCGUCUAGUUAUGUGCAUCAACAUCGGCCGCUACGUGUUCAUGUCCCUGCAAGACUUGUAUCUCCUACAACAUCUACAGAACUUCAAAACCGACCUCAUCCACCACGUCGUCACCGUGGCAGCGUGCUCCGUCUUCCUGGCUUACGAACAAAACAUCUUCCUCAGCAUCGCCACUCCGCUCAUGGAGGUCAACCUCAUUUUUCUUACCACCGGCAGAAUCAUGAGAGACGUGCCGGAAUAUAGAGACUCGAAGAUAAACCGGAACACGACCGUGCUGGGCUGCGCCGUGACAAUGGUGUGUCGCGGAGUGCUUCCGGUGAUAUUCCUCGCCAUUGCAGUGAAACACGACAGUCCGUUCAGCAUGAAGGUUGUGCCGCUCACAUUGUUCUUCUUGUGUAUCGUGUUCUUCUUCGUGAUUAACUUUUGGAUGAUCUUUCAGACUGCUAGUCGCGUUGUGAAAUUGUGGGUCGGUGACAGGGAAACCCAGUCCUCUACCCCGGGAACUGUCCUGAACAACCCCACGGAACCGCAGCUGUAUGACGUAACGAUCGGCGCCGUCGACGGACAGGGCGUGGCGAAGCCAUUUCCUCUUUCCAAUGUUAAUUACGGGUUUGUGAAGAGUUACGACAACAGAAACUUGUGUAAUAACGAUAACGAAAAGAUGAAUUUUGGUAUGAAAAAAUUAACGAAACAUAAUAUCAUUACCGACCUUACAGACAUGGUUUCGUAUUCCAAAGUGCCCAAUUCGCCUUCGCGAGUGACGUAUCCAGCAGAAACUGAUGACGUUUUACACAACCCUGGAAGUAUUUGCACAAACAGCGAUGAUAUUUCUAUCAGAGACCCUCCGGAAAACCUAGACCUACAUGUAAGUGCACCUCGUACAUUUUCUCAGUUUCGUUUUUCUCCUUUAAACCAAAGCGUCCAGAGCAAGUCUUCGGACAUUUCGGACCAAUCUACGUCAUCGGCGUCUGCUCUGGUGGAACAACGAAGUGUGACAGAAAACGUUCAUAGUUCAUCGUGUGAGAUAACUUACGAACUUGGAUCACCGGAUAGUUCUUGACAAAAAAAAACCCAAACAAAACAACAUGAAAAAAAAAACACGUGUCAGAAAGAUUAAAUCUACUAUGUCUAGAUUUCUGUCAGUAGAACUGAUCUCGGCCAACCUUUCAUUUCAUUUCAACAUAUUUCCGUGCUUAUAUCCAAGUAAGGUUCAAGCACGCUGUCCUGGGCAUACACCUCAGCUAUCUGGACAGUGGUUAGUUGUUAGCAAGAGAGAAGAAGGUGUAGUGGUCUACCCACUGAGUCGUUAAAACUCGCUGUGGGUGGGAGACGGUAUCGGGCUGCGAACCCUGUAGCUAACAGCCUUACAGUCCGAUGUUAUCCACGACACCACCGAGGCCUGUAGAGCCAACGGUAUCCCAUGUCCAGAUAACCUUUCACUGGAACAAUGAAAACUCCGCUAUCAGGCUGUUACAAACCUGUAAAGCAACUUAACACACUGGAAUGACUGUUGAUGAAGAUGUGUUACCUGGACAUGGAAUGACAUUGGCUCAUAUCAGAUCCACUUAGACAAUAAGGUUUGAUUAUUGUCGACUUGGAUAACAUGGCACAUCUCAGAAUCACGUUAUUGUAUUUGUGUUCACUUAUUUACAGUAUUUGAGUGUUUUACUUGUUAUAUAUUGUGCGCGUCAUUGUUAUGAAAUAUUGACGUUUGAAAGUAAACGUAUGUUUCAAAAUAUCA